Molecule: messenger RNA, 525 nt
Organism: Caenorhabditis elegans
Lineage: Eukaryota; Metazoa; Nematoda; Chromadorea; Rhabditida; Rhabditidae
Source: the annotation of a RefSeq genome assembly
UUAACAAGAGGUACAUUUAGAAGAAGAGAUGUAUAUUUAAAUGGUGGGAGGCCUCAUGGAGGUGGAGGUGGGGGAGGAUCAGGAGGAUCAGGAGGAGGUGGUGGUAGAACAAUAGCUAAAAAUCUUUUCAAAGGAUUCCCCUCUGGAUCCUUCCAGAGAGGUCAGAGGAUCCUCCUCUACGCCCGUCCAAAGACUGGGCCAAACGCUAGUCAAAUGACCGUAAAUCUUUAUGCCUACAAUCAAAACAUCCUCUUCCAUUUCAAUCCAAGACCUGAGGAAAAUGUGGUGGUCCGAAGCACGAGCAUCGGAGGAGUCUGGCAGGCUGCUGAUCGUGACGGAGGGUACCCAUUCGCAACGGGAGUUCGAUUCAACUUAACCAUCGUCAACGAGGCGGCUGGCCUUCAGAUGUACGUGAAUCGGAACUUUUUCGGGGCGUACCGGCAUCGCACGGAAAAUCCAUUCAGAGCCUACGUUUCUGUGUCAGCUAGCGGUGCAAUGGAUAUUUUUGGGUUGGUAGUGGUGUAA